CGACCGCGUGAGAGCAAGCCAGGUCAAGGCCGCAUUUAAAAAGUGCGAGGUCAUUACGGUUCACCACUCAAACGAGUUUUUUUACAGUAACAACACCAUAAACCGUACCUGAUAAGAAGCAUGUUAUAAUAAAACUUUUUCUCCUAGUGGUAAGCGCCCUCCUGACUGAUUCAAAAGACUGCAAAAUGCUGAGCACCGAAGCCCAGGUUAGAUAUUUAGUCCAGUGGUUCCAAGAGUGGAGCGAGCUCCAAAGGUCAGACUUCCUGCCCAUCUUGGCGGAGAAAUACGCCAAUAGGGCCUACGUGAACGGGAUCGUCAACAGCAUCGCAAACGUGAACUGCCAGGACAAACCCAUGUCGCUGUUCGAGUGCCGAGUGAAGUUGUUCCGGGAGUGGUUCACCCAGUGGAGCAGCGACCAGAAAGAGAGCUUCCUGAAGCAGAUAUCCGAAAUGGAUGCAGUGUUUGCCGAGAAAUUAAACUCCGAACUGCAGAACGGGAUCCCCAGCGACAAUCACGAAGCGAACGGGAACGAAAUCCUCGAAGACUAAUCUCACCUGAGUACUAAAUCCUGAUUAAUUUAGUAAUAUAUUUUAAUUUUUAUUUUAAUUAAGUAGAGUAUUUAAGUUGGUAUUAAUGUGAUAUUAAACUCCCAAGUAUUAUGAACGGUAAACAGCAUUUCGUGGUUGGCUAUGCCUGUAAUUUACAGAGUGAAUAAAUUUAUUUACUGAAUCUCAA
Molecule: messenger RNA, 735 nt
Organism: Zophobas morio
Lineage: Eukaryota; Metazoa; Arthropoda; Insecta; Coleoptera; Tenebrionidae
Exons: 3
Coding region: 186-548 (120 amino acids)
Source: RefSeq, a predicted model, not a curated record